Molecule: messenger RNA, 1169 nt
Organism: Cucumis melo (muskmelon)
Lineage: Eukaryota; Viridiplantae; Streptophyta; Magnoliopsida; Cucurbitales; Cucurbitaceae
Product: 2-C-methyl-D-erythritol 4-phosphate cytidylyltransferase, chloroplastic
Exons: 12
Coding region: 78-992 (304 amino acids)
Biological process (GO): isoprenoid biosynthetic process
Molecular function (GO): 2-C-methyl-D-erythritol 4-phosphate cytidylyltransferase activity
Source: RefSeq, a predicted model, not a curated record
UUUCACACAACAAAACACUAAGAGAAACUUUUCUCCAUUUUGCCCGCCUGGUUUCUCCUCGCACUCAAAGCCUCGAGAUGGCAACUGUAACCCGUUUUCCUCCACUGAAUUGCAGCUUCCCAUCUUCUUCUUCCAAGCAAUUCCCAACCAAACAACCAACACUUCCCCCUAAAAUUCCUCCAUCCAUUUCUCAUUUCACCCUCCACUUUCCAGGCGUUCAGUAUGAUUUUAGGGGAAAUGAGAAAUUUCUCAAGUCCGUGAUCAAAUGCGGAGCUGCCCAAGUUGGGGAUGGCUCUGGGAUUGUGAAAGAGAGAAGUGUUUCUGUCAUUCUGUUGGCGGGUGGCAAGGGAAAAAGGAUGGGGGCAAGCAUGCCAAAGCAGUAUCUUCCACUUCUAGGUCAACCUAUCGCUCUUUACAGCUUGUACACUUUCUCUCGUCUGAUCGAGGUUAAGGAAAUCAUUGUGGUUUGCGAUCCUUCUUAUCAGGAUAUUUUUGAAGAUACCAAAGAGAAGAUUGAUAUUCAACUCAAAUUCACACUUCCGGGAAAGGAAAGACAAGAUUCCGUGUACAGUGGCCUUCAGGCAAUUGAUUUAAACUCAGAGCUUGUGUGCAUCCAUGAUUCUGCCAGACCACUUAUAUUAGCAGGAGAUAUUCAACAGGUUCUUAAAGAUGGUAGGCUUAAUGGGGCAGCUGUACUUGGGGUUCCUGUUAAAGCUACGAUAAAAGAGGCAAACAAUGAUCGUUUUGUCCAAAAAACCUUGGACAGGAAAACUCUUUGGGAAAUGCAAACUCCGCAGGUUAUUGAACCUGAGUUGCUUAGGAAAGGGUUUGAGCUUGUCAACAGGGAAGGCUUGGAAGUAACCGAUGACGUUUCCAUUGUAGAGCAUCUGAGACAUCCCGUGUUCAUCACUGAAGGAUCUUAUACCAAUAUCAAGGUAACAACACCUGAUGAUUUAUUACUUGCAGAGAGAAUAUUGAAUUUGAACUCGUGAAAGUUCUCUUGAGGACUAAAUAAUCAAACUACCUCAUCAGUUUACCACCAUUUUUAACAGUAAUUUAAAUUCAAUUUUAACAUAAUUUCUAUAAGCAAGAUGUCGGCUUCUGAAAUAAUAGUUUCAUUAUUUAAAUGAAGAGCCUUAUUUCCAGUAAUAAAACAAAAAGUUCAAGCA